Peronospora matthiolae is the source of this 2016-nucleotide messenger RNA. The record is from the annotation of a GenBank genome assembly. Lineage: Eukaryota; Oomycota; Peronosporomycetes; Peronosporales; Peronosporaceae.
AUGAGCGAAGCGCAGGACGUUCUGCGCUACUGGUUCGAUGGCGACCAGACCGAGACACAUCGCUCGAAAUGGUUUGCACCCGAAGGAUCAGACAAACAAAAGCAAACGGACGUUGAAGUUGCGAAUCGUUUUGGUUCUUUACUGACGCGUGCAGAGGCCAACGAGCUUGAGAGUUGGUCUACCGAGUCUCCUGACUCUUGUGUGGCACUAAUUUUAGUCCUGGACCAAUUUUCGCGUCAUAUUUAUCGAGCGCGUAAUGUUGCGGAGCAAAAGUGCGAGCAACUCAAGCGAAACGACGCGCACGCACUAGCAGUUGUCGAGCAACAUUUGCUGGCCAACCGCUGGCACGAGACGCUGCCCGUGCCUCGCUUUGUGUUCGCGUUGAUGCCAUUGCGUCACUCGCCGACACCUGAACGACUCGACACGGUCUUAGCUGCAAUUGAAGCGUGUCGACAGGUGCAAGAACAACACGGAAAAUUGCUGGAAAAGUUCCGACGGACUACGACUGAUAGACGGCAGCAUUUGCGAGGAAGUUUAAAGGACGAGACGGAAGUUAGUGCAGACGAGGACAUCUUGGAGCGAGUUUUUAGUGAGACGGACGAGAGCGACAUGCCUCGACAUCGGCUUUAUCGUGCACUAGACGAAUAUUUGAAGCAGAUGCGAGCUCACGAGCAUUCACACAUGGCAGUCUCGCUGUCGGGAGGAGUGGAUUCGAUGGUGGUGGCGUAUUUGCUGCACAAGUUGAGGGAAAAGCACGGAAAGUUUACAGUUGUGGCCGUGCAUCUUGACUAUGGAAACCGCCCUGAGAGUCGGGCAGAGUGUGACUACGUUCGUCGCUGGUGCAAUAAGUUCGGCAUAGUUUUCCAUGUGCGUCGCAUUGAGGAGAUGAAGCGCGCUACGACGCGACGGGAUGGAUAUGAACGUAUAUCGCGUACGAUUCGGUACACGACGUAUGCCGAUGUGAUGCAGAAGUAUAACAUUCCGGGUAUGUGCUUUGGUCACCAUCGAGGUGACGUGCAAGAGAACGUCAUUUCGAACAUGAUGAAGGGUCUGAGUCUGCUUGAUUUGAACGGAAUGCAGGCGAGUAGUACUGUGAACGGCGUGCGCAUUUGGCGUCCAUUAUUGGACUUUGACAAGGACGUCAUAUUCGAGUUUGCACAUCGAUAUGGCGUGCCGUACUUCAAGGAUACCACACCAAAGUGGAGUACGCGUGGCAAACUACGCAACCAUCUCGUGCCUCUACUCAGAGAUAUGUACGGUGAUGGGUUCCUCAACAACCUCUCGGCUUUAGGCGCUGAGUCAACGCAAUGCGCUGAUCUCGUGCAUUCUCAAGUUCUGACUCCCAUCAUGGAAUCGGUUGGACAGAGCGACGUAGCAGUGUGGGUAGACUGCAGGCUGUUGUUGAACCAACCUUUCUUUGUGUGGAAAGAAGUUUUUCGUGAAGUGUGUCAUUCUAUCAUGGGCAACAGUAUGGUGCGCGACAAACCGCUGCACGAACUGAUCCAGAAGCUAGCGCGUCUGGAAGCUAGCUCGGUGAACACAGCCAAGCACAAAGACAAGGAAGCUGAGACCGGAUCAUGGAUCACGCUCAAAAAGGGUAACAGGUCGCUCUUGACUACCUGCAAGCAUCUCAUUAUCUUUCGCGACCGCUUCUUCCCUCUUGAAGCGUACGUCGCUCCUCUGCAGCCCAUUUCAGCAGGCGUGGCAUACUUGUUUGGUCCGUGGAAGGUGCAGACAGAGCUACUGGAUGAAGAUCACGCUAUCGUGCAAGAACUUCGCAACCGCAAGCCAUUGACUGUAUGGGACAUAGUGCGUGAUAACGGUGUCUCGUACGUGUUUCCGAAUGCGCCCCAAUUGGUCGUUGACUGCAGUGCUCGCUUCCAGGCGCUGCGAGCCGUUCAAAAAUCCAUCACUGACGUUAUGCCCAUUGUGUCCUCAAGUGGUGCCUUCGACGUUGUCAGCACAGGCGAUGUCUCCUCGAAAUGGGUACAUGCCACAGUGACCUACUCUGGAUAG